ACGUGUUACAACAAAACAUUACUGCUUGUCAUUCCCUUACCUAGCACAUCCUCCUACAUCAAAUCCCUGUUAGAUUGCCAAUAAACACAUACCACAACCGAUUCAGAACUACCGUCACCAUUAGUUCUAUAUGUGGUCAGGACAGGAUCCGUACCCACCGUCGCAAGAUGCCACACGGAAGGAGGCGGACACAAAGCUCCGCCAGGUAGCGCACAACUUCUUUCUCAAGGCGGCUAACGUGGUACUAGCGUCACGAUCCGAGCUCAAUGCAGCUAGUGGUGCCACACGCUACAAUAAAUGGUUCAAUCUCGAGGCCAUUGACGGCGAUUUUCGCUUUGCCAACCGGCCCAUCCUCAAGGAGCGCGUACGGCAGUGGCGGCCAUCGCUGCCUAGUAGUUCACAGGGCCCAACGGAGGCGAUUCCGCCAAUGGUAAUCGAAACGUACCUUGAUCUACGGGAGAUGCACCAGCACGGGCUCCAGCUCAGUUUGCACCACGAGGGUGCAGAUAUUGCAGUGACCAAGAACGCCAAAAAGUCUGAGGUGGUGCUCGAGCGCUGGCUCGUGGAGUUUGACCAGAUUACGCUGGAACCAGAGCUGCUCCCGGCGAUAUACAAGAAAUGCAUUGUGCUCUUUCGCGGGUUGUACACCUACGCCCGCCUCUUGCCCGCCUAUUCGCUCUACAAGCGCCUUGAGAGCCAAUCAUCGAUGGGAGAGCCCGUUUUGAGCGAAUCAUCUGGAGAGCCUGGACACUUUCUAAGUGUGGGCUGCCGGAUUCUUGACGGAAACCAGCCAAUAAAUUCCAAGGGCCGCAUUGGCUUGAGCAAGCCCAUUAUCCCCGCAACCAACAAGCUUCGUGCGAACGAAACGUUGCCUUUUCACAUGGACCAGUACAAGUUUGCGCCGAUUGCCACGCCUGGGGGCAGUCUCCGGGUGUCAGUGUCGUUUCGCGAAAACUGCGCGUUCCACAUCACAAAGACCAACGCCAGGUUCCGUGAGACCGACUCCACUUUUGCAGAAACGGAGAUUACCCGAUUGGGUGCAGCCACUUCGUCCCCCAUCAAGGUCCAGCUCCCCAGCGGCCACACCUCGGACUCUCUCCGUCGCUUCUCGCUUACAAGCAACAUGUCGGUGUCGCCGGCCUACUCGUCCUCGCCCAAAGCCGCCAACCGCCGCCUCUCCACUCCGAACCGCAUUCAGGUGUUCAAGUCGGGAUCCGUCACCGGAUCGCCCCCAAGCGGGGGAUACGGCCCUGGAACGGUCAACCAUGGACCUAAUGACCGCCGCGGCAGCGUGACGCCCGUGGAUAAAGACCGCCGCGGCAGCGUGGCUUCUGAGAGAAGUGUCGAUAGAGGUGACCGCCGCGGAAGUGGAUCCGCGCUUGACCGCUCCAGCUCCAACGUAUCGCUCGCGGCGGUGCUCCGGAACCCGCGUACGGGCAGCGUGACCUCUGUGAAUCAGAUUCCACAAGGGUUCAUCCCCCACAAACGGCCGGAAGCUGGAAUUGUUCCAGCCUCCCUUCCCUCCUCUGCCUGCUCCUACACCAGCCUGUCUCCUGACGCUGUUUCCGGAAAGUUUUCCUCAUCGUUCAACUAUCCGCUGUCGCGGCGCCAUUCGUACGUGCGGCGCCGCUCGUCAUCCGUGGCGCGCAGACCGGCGGCUUCAAUACGCUCACCCGAACCAGGCUACUUGUCCACUGCAGGCUCAGAUAUGGACCCCGCAAGUGGGCUCUAUGUGGAUGAUGACAUUGGCGAGUUUGUCAAGAUGAUUGAUAGCAAGCAUGAUUUGCGGCUCAUCGACACGGCGCUUUCGUCAUCCUCGUUGUUCCAGGAAUCGAACCGCCACCUGGGCGAGAUGGACUUCCAACGCUUCCAGUCGAUGAAAUCGCAGUACGACGAUCUUGGCGACAAGCUCUCUGCGCUGUUGAUCCGUGUGUCUGACAGUACGCGUGCAAGUCCGCGGCUCGAUACUCCGCCCAUGCCCUCCAUUCCAUCCAUCAUGGGCGAACACAGGACGCGCGCAACCCCUAGCUCACCCAAGCUGGAUUCGGUUGUUCUUCGCGGCUACUACUCCCUCAGGGGCUCCCCCAGCGUUGGCGCUUCCGCUGAGUACGCCCAUCGCGAGGGCUCCGAGCCGGCGGCCGGGUACUACUCGCUCACCAGCGAGAUCAGGCGUAAACACGCGAUCACGAGCCAGUAUGCGGAUGUAUUUGACGACGAAGAGGAUGAGCCGAAAAAACCUCCUGUCAGGGCCCGCGAAGAGGCGGACGAAGAUGACGACUUGUUGUUUGAGAUGAGCGACGUUCAUUUGGCCAAAGGUAGUGGGUUUGAAUGAUUCUAGCAUGGUUUGAGGAACUGCUGCAUUUGCUUACGCUUGAUUAAGAUCAUUGGCCUGGAAACUAUAGGUAUAUACAAGUAUGGGAAGGGAGGAUUUAAAGAAUAAAGUUUUAUUGGUAAUAUCACGGGCAAAGUACAAAGUCC
Messenger RNA from Babjeviella inositovora NRRL Y-12698, 2478 nucleotides. RefSeq names its product serine/threonine protein kinase regulatory subunit. Gene Ontology annotation, cellular component: Atg1/ULK1 kinase complex; extrinsic component of membrane; phagophore assembly site. Gene Ontology annotation, biological process: mitophagy; protein localization to phagophore assembly site; autophagosome assembly. The record is from RefSeq and is a predicted model, not a curated record. The coding region runs from base 131 to 2332 and encodes 733 amino acids. NCBI's taxonomy places the organism in Eukaryota, Fungi, Ascomycota, Pichiomycetes, Serinales. The transcript has a single exon.